UUAUUAUUAUUAUUAUUAUUAUUAUUAUUAUUAUUAUUAUUAUUAUUAUUAUUAUUAUUAUUAUUAUUAUUCUUAUUAUUAUUCUUAUUGUUAUUCUUAUUCUUAUUCUUAUUCUUAUUGUUAUUCUUGUUCUUAUUGUUCUUAUUGUUCUUAUUGUUAUUAUUGUUCUUGUUCUUAUUGUUCUUAUUGUUCUUAUUGUUAUUAUUGUUAUUGUUAUUAUUGUUGUUAUUGUUAUUGUUAUUAUUGUUAUUCUUAUUCUUAUUCUUAUUCUUAUUCUUAUUCUUAUUCUUAUUCUUAUUAUUGUUAUUGUUGUUAUUGUUGUUAUUGUUGUUCUUAUUCUUAUUCUUAUUCUUAUUCUUAUUAUUGUUAUUGUUGUUAUUGUUGUUAUUGUUGUUCUUAUUCUUAUUCUUAUUCUUAUUCUUAUUAUUGUUAUUGUUGUUAUUGUUGUUAUUGUUGUUCUUAUUCUUAUUCUUAUUCUUAUUCUUAUUAUUGUUAUUGUUAUUGUUGUUAUUGUUGUUCUUAUUGUUGUUCUUAUUCUUAUUCUUAUUCUUAUUAUUGUUAUUGUUGUUAUUGUUGUUCUUAUUGUUGUUCUUAUUCUUAUUCUUAUUCUUAUUGUUGUUAUUGUUGUUCUUAUUGUUAUUAUUAUUAUUAUUAUUAUUAUUAUUAUUAUUAUUAUUAUUAUUAUUAUUAUUAUUAUUAUUAUUAUUAUUAUUAUUAUUAUUAUUAUUAUUAUUAUUAUUAUUAUUACUAUUAUUAUGACUUUUAAAAUUCAGUCCAGCCAAUUGAAUUAAAUCACUUUAUAAGUUAACCAGUCCAUUGCCUUAUUCAUUCGGCCAGCCAAAGCUAAAACUAUAGUCAGCCCACAUUUUAAAAUAAAAGAGUUUCGCCCCAAUAGUGAAUAAUGACAUACGGAGUAGUACGGACUACAGAGUAAUAGACGUACGCAUGGUUCGUCGUCUUCUUCGGCAGUUCAGCGCAAAACAAGAAGGUGCAGUUGUGUAGGUCUAGCAGACUAGCAGCGGCACUCCUUCAUCGACUUCCUAUGCGGUCUACUCCUCAGGAGAUACCAUUGAUUCCUCCACCGGCGAGCUUUCUUAUAUUUCCGGCGUGGUGAAUUGUUAGGCGACGGUGAGUCGUUCAUCCUCCGCCAUCAAGAAACGAUCCGGAAGUCCGGAAGUGAUACACCGGCGUGUCCUAUUCCAUUGGAGACGUUGAGACGGAGGCUGUAUUAGUAGCUUGGUCCGGCAGUUAAUUCUCCGGCGUAGCAGCUCUUCCGGUGGAAGCAAACUCCGGCGUUCUCUAUUUCUUCCUUCUGGCGAAAGAGUUUCUAUUCCGGCAGCAAGCGACGGAAAUAGGUUUGUGAUAGGCAGCGACGUCCAGUGGAAGCAGUCAAGUCUGAUCGCCGCAACAUCAGCUUCUUCUCCUCCGGCGUGAAGCCAGUCCGGCAACGACUCCGGCAACUGGGUCUUCUUCUCCAGCCAAUUUCGCCCCUCCCUCUUACGUUCUCUUUUCUUCGUUUCUCCUUGUUCGCACGGUUAAGGCGUUGGUUGAAGCUUCAUGUAUACAUAUACUUCGUAUGAAACUUGGCGGCCCACUGGACGCAGAUCGGUGGUCGUAUAUCGAAAUAUGGGUGAUGAAGUUUGCGCUGGCUCGUUUUCCGCCGGUAGGGUAAGGGCGUAGUUGUUGAAGGAUGUAUAUAUAUGUUCGGUCAAUGUUCCAGACUCUUCGUUACGUACGUUCGUUGGAAAUCUUUUCCAUUUAUUAACCGCAUGUUAUUACGCAGCGGUUUCCUACUUUCCUUAUGUAUGCAUGCAG
Cuscuta europaea is the source of this 1815-nucleotide messenger RNA. The record is from the annotation of a GenBank genome assembly. Lineage: Eukaryota; Viridiplantae; Streptophyta; Magnoliopsida; Solanales; Convolvulaceae.